Doryrhamphus excisus (bluestripe pipefish) is the source of this 3284-nucleotide messenger RNA. NCBI's taxonomy places the organism in Eukaryota, Metazoa, Chordata, Actinopteri, Syngnathiformes, Syngnathidae. The record is from RefSeq and is a predicted model, not a curated record.
GUCACUGAGGAUGGGGGCAUCCAGGCACAUCAGAACAUCAGGGUAGUCAUCUGAAGAAAGUCAAGAACACAUGUAAGUGUUAGAGGAAGAAGUGACCUGUGAAGUUCAGGUUGCUUUCACUGACUUCCAGAGCUGCUGGUGUUGCCCCAUCCAGAGAUCAGACAGCGGCUGCCUGUGGCGGCGCAACUGGAGGGCAGGGACACGGUACGCACGUAGCUGUUGAGGGAGGCGGGCUUGCUCAGCUUGAUGAGCAUGAUGUCGUUGUCCAGGUUGCGGUCGUUGUAUCUGGGAUGUUUGAUGACCUUAGCGGAGUUGAUGAACUGCUCGGUGCCCUCGUCGACCGCGAUGUUGUGCUCGCCAAGACGCACCUGGAUGCGGCUGCACGGAAACACACAGCAGUUAGGCGACGUUGGCGUCCAGCAGCAGCUUUAUAGAAGGUGUUGGUGCUCUCCACUUCCUGAUGACGUCAACAGAACGCGACUGUCUCCUCUGUGUGUGUACCCCGUCGCCGAGCUAACAGCUGCACCAACCGUGUUUUGGUUUUGUGUCUCUCUCUCUCUCCGUAACGCGGCGUUGUCAUGAGCUUUGGAGGCGAUUCUCAGCCUGGAUGAUGCAUGACGGUCAGAGCUGGGCUGUCAAGAUGUACACAUCAUCCCACUGAGUAUUUACAUAAAAUAAUAAUAGUAAUGUGAUACUUACUUAUUGUUUUAAACAUCUUUUAGCUGCCAUGGCCAUAUUGUUGUAUUUAAUUAUACAGUACUUACAUAGUAUCUAAAAUGGCCUGAAUAGACGGUAUAAUGGGGAAUUCAUAGCUCUUUUCAACUCUUAAGGUUUGUGGCAUUCAAUUUUCCAACAUGACUGAUCCGGAAUAGCGUAUAUUUGUCAUGCCUUAGGUAGUGUAAUACCCCCCCAACGAUACCUUAAACUGGUGUUAAUGGGGCCUCACUCAUCGGUACCAGAAUUGGCCCCCCAGUCAGUUCUGCAUUAAACCUGCCCUCGACCCAUGACGGAGUACUACGACGAGGGGGGGCUGCUGUAUGAGCAAUCACCUCCCAUGCACAUCAAAGUGGAGUCUCCCGAGGGACACUCUGGAGGGGGGACGUCCGACAACGGCUUCCCGAGGGAUGACGACGACUCUGAGGGCAGCUGUGACCAGAGCAGCGGCGUGCGUGGGGGGCUGCCCUUCAAUGUGGUAGUGGUGCACCCCAACUUGAUGGCGCCUGGCAUGUCCUCAGACGACCUCUUGUCCAUUGAACAAAACAGAGCAAUGUCGGCUGCAUUGGCGGCUAAUGGCGCAGGAAAAAGAAAGAGUCGUUUCAGCGGCGCAGAGCUUGAAGUGUUGGUGUCAGAGGUCACACGAUGUGAAGGAGAGCUAUUCGGGCCGGCAGGGAGGCUCCGGCGGCGAGAAAGAGAACGCAUAUGGGCCGGGAUCCUCGAAAGGGUCAACGCCGUGUCCAGGGUUCCGCGUACACUUCGGGAGGUUAAGAAGCGUUGGGAUGACCUAAAGAGACGCAACGGGGGCCGGCUAGCAGACGCCCGCCACCGCAGCUGGUCUGUGCCGCCCAGCAGAGUGUCGAUGCUGGGGCAGUCCUCACAGUCGAGCCCCAGGCUUCAACAUGGCAAGCAAAAGCAAAGCUCCAGACCAAAGCCCAGUUUCUCGUGCUUCCCUGAAUCUGACACGGGUAUUGGAGGAGAGGGGUCUGAGAGAGACUGUUUGGAGAAGGAUGAGGACAAUCCAGAGCACGACAGAGAUGUCGGCGAGCCCGACUGUGAACAUGAAGACAACAGCAUGGAAGACAAACUAGGAUUAGGACUCGGUCUGGGCAUCGGACCACCUCCGCCCUCAGAACGGUGGCUGCCUCCCUCCCCGCUGUACAGCGCCCCUUUCCUUAACGGCAGCCCUCAGCCCAGCAGUCCUCAGCCAUCACUCGGAGCACAACAGGGUCCCCUCGAAGCCCCGCCACGCAGCUCCUGGCUUGAAGAUGAGCUGCGAGGGUUAAAAGAGGCAGCGAUUCAGCUCGGGAAUCGCGUGGAGAAGAGUCUACGGGAAUUUGCAGAUUGUUUCACACAGGACAUGAGGACACUUGUGGCUUCCCAAGAGGCGUUAGCGCUCAGUCUACAGCAAAACAACGUCCUCCUGCAAAGGCUCUUAGGAGUGCUGGAGGCCCAACAACAACAGCAGCAGCAACAAUGUGUACAGCAAACACGCCACUCGCAGACAUCUCAGCAGCACUCACAAUCGGCUCAGACGCAGCAGCAGCAUCUGCAGCACGUAGAACAGCAGCUCGAGCAGCAGAUUGACGUAGCACAGCCGCUACCACAAUCAACAAAACUACAUCUGCAGCUCGCUCAGCAUUCAAACAGUCUUUCCGCUGGAGCCACGGUCCCUUCGCCGUCGUCACCCGACCAUCGAGCCACUUUUUCGUCUCACGCUGCCGCAGACAUGAACGGAAGCGUGCAGAAACCACGGCGAGGGAGAGCUUUCGAACACAGGCGCAGGAGACGACGUUAAAAAAAAAAAAAAUGGGAAAGGAGGGAGCGAGGAAUUAAAAGCACACACUUUGCAUACUUGAUAAUUAAAGAUACAGUAAUAAUAUUUGUUGCUUUUUUUUUCUAUUCAUGUAGAAACGUUUUGCUUCAAAACUCCCCAUGCACUUCAAAAUGGUCUUCAUAAAGCACUAUUAGACUCCAUUAUUAUAGGGUGGCCUUAAAUAUAGAUAUACUGUACAUAUUGUGCUACAAGUCUACAUCACCCCUUUUACAUACACGUCCCUCUAGAAUUUCACGUAGGUGCUGAUUUAAGUUCAUGCUUUUCAGCAGAGCUUGUUAACGUACUGUAUAAAGUGCUCCUUGUACACUUAACUACAUCAAGUACUUGUUGCCGUGUAUUGUAGCCCAACAGCUAUUGUAAGUACCUGCAAAAUGUAUGCCUGUGUUUUAAAAGUGAAUACUUUUUACAGCUUUGGCAGCACAUAUAGUGUGUUUACAUUCGAUGCAUUUUGGGAACAAAACUAUUCCCGACUAGCCCGUUCAUAAUGAUAUGGCUUACACGCCUGAAGCAGAAGCAUCUCAGUUGGCUUCAGAGUUGUAGCCCCGUGGUCAAGUUUAAAAAGCGUACAUUAAUAAUGUAGGGCUGUUAUAUUCUUGCAUGGAGUGCACAUUGGAUGUGGUUUGUAGAUAGUUAUCUUCAACUGCUAUUGCCAUCUUUAUAGUUUUGCACAAGCUAUAUUUUGUAGAUAGCAACUGUUUCAAUGAAAUGUACUAACACUGAAAUUAAAGUCUGA